Messenger RNA from Acanthaster planci (crown-of-thorns starfish), 1913 nucleotides. RefSeq names its product t-complex 1 (gene tcp1). Gene Ontology annotation, biological process: protein folding. The record is from RefSeq and is a predicted model, not a curated record. NCBI's taxonomy places the organism in Eukaryota, Metazoa, Echinodermata, Asteroidea, Valvatida, Acanthasteridae. Gene Ontology annotation, molecular function: ATP binding; ATP hydrolysis activity; ATP-dependent protein folding chaperone.
AGUAGCACGCUGCACGCAUGAGACGGCUACUGUUGUGUGCAGGGAGGGGAAAUUUAAUCUAAAAUUUAAAAACUUGUAAUUAUACAAAUCCACCAUGUCGACUUCAAAAAUGUUAUCAGUAUUUGGUGAGAGGACAUCUGGUGACACGGUCAGACAUCAGAAUGUUACUGCCGCACUGGCCGUGGCCAACAUUGUCAAGAGUUCACUGGGGCCUGUUGGGCUGGACAAGAUGUUGGUGGACGAUGUCGGUGACGUGACAGUCACCAACGAUGGUGCCACCAUCCUGAAGCUUUUGGAGGUGGAACACCCAGCAGCCAAGGUUCUGGUAGAGCUGGCUGAUUUACAGGACCAAGAAGUGGGCGAUGGAACCACGUCUGUGGUUAUUAUUGCAGCUGAGCUGUUGAAAAACGCAGACGAACUGGUCAAGCAGAAAAUUCACCCUACGACAAUCAUCAGCGGCUACAGACUAGCCUGCAAGGAGGCAUGUAAAUACAUCCAGGAACAUCUUACCAUUGGUGUGGACGAGUUAGGCAAAGAUUGCAUCCUAAAUGCAGCCAAGACUUCCAUGUCGUCCAAGCUGAUUGGACGUGAUUCGGACUUCUUUGCUAACAUGAUUGUGGAUGCUGUCAUGGCAGUCAAGUUGACCGAUCCAAAGGGUAUCGUCCGGUACCCAAUCAAGGCCAUCAAUGUGCUGAAGGCCCAUGGCCGCAGUGCUAAGGAGAGCGUUCUGGUCAGUGGCUACGCACUGAACUGUAUGCCAGCAUCUCAAGCCAUGGUCAAGCGCAUCACCGCUGCCAAGAUUGCCUGCCUGGAUUUCAGUCUGCAGAAGGCCAAGAUGCACCUGGGCGUGCAUGUCAUUGUGGAAGACCCUGAGAAACUGGAUGCCAUCAGACAAAGGGAGGCUGACAUCACUAAGGAGAGAAUACAGAAGAUUGUCGGGGCUGGAGCCAAUGUGAUCCUCACCACUGGCGGUAUUGAUGACCUCUGCCUCAAGUAUUUUGUGGAAGCAGGCGCCAUGGCUGUUCGACGAUGCAAGAAGCAGGACCUGAAGAGGAUUGCCAAAGCAACAGGAGCCCAGCUGCUGGUCACCCUAGCUAAUCUAGAAGGCGAGGAAACAUUUGAGCCCAACAUGCUGGGCCAGGCAGAAGAGGUGUGCGUGGAGCGUGUAUGUGAUGAUGAACUCAUCCUCAUCAAAGGGCCCAAGGUGCGCAAUGCAGCCUCUAUCAUCCUGCGGGGGGCCAACGAUUACCAGUGUGAUGAGAUGGAGCGUUCGAUGCACGACGCCCUGUGCGUGGUCAAGCGGGUCCUGGAGAGCAAGUCUGUGGUACCUGGGGGUGGAUCUGUGGAGGCGGCCCUGUCCAUCUACCUGGAGAAUCUGGCUACCUCCUUGAGCUCCAGGGAGCAGCUGGCCAUUGCUGAGUUUGCCAACUCCCUGCUGGUCAUCCCCAAGACUCUGGCUGUCAACGCUGCCAAGGACUCGGUGGACCUUGUGGCCAAACUGCGAGCCUACCACAACACCUCUCAGAUGCAAGCGGACAGGGCCGAACUCAAAUGGGUUGGCUUGGACCUAGUGGAGGGCACCGUCCGCGACAACAAGAAGGCAGGUGUCUUUGAGCCGGGCAUCUGCAAGAUCAAGUGUCUGAAAUUCGCCACUGAGGCGGCCAUCACCAUCCUGAGAAUAGAUGACAUGAUUAAGCUGGCGCCAGAAGAAAAAGAACCAAUGGAAGAACAUUGACGACCCCCGAGUAGCGCCGUAAAAAUUUGAGUGUACUAACUUAAACAAAAACAUGGUUGAAGAUAAUGUAUUAUUUGUCACUGCUUGAGGGUUUUUCUUUUAUACCAGCUUGGUGUACUGUUUGCUGAAUCAAGGAUUCUUUUUUGAUUUAUAUAAUGUGAUGAUUGUUAAAAGUGUG